AUGGAAGUUGGGAUUAGCAACAGACAAAACAUCAAAUUAUUUGCACAUAUCAUUAAUUGUCUGGCCAAGGUCGGAGAAGAGGUUGCCUUUGAAGUCGCUGUUAACUCUGUUAGUUUGACGACAAUCAAUGCCGGAAAAUCAAGCUUUCUUCAUUUCGUUUUGGCUCAUUCGUUUUUUGAUCGAUGGGCCGUGAUUGCCAACGCUCCGAAGAAAUUCAAGUUAACUCUGAAGAAUAUUGUACAUGUAUUUAAAUCAGCAAAUCAUUUGGAACAAUUGAAAAUAGUUGUAGAUAAGAACAAGAGCAAAGUAGUUUUCGAUUCAUUGGGAUUAUCUCAAGUUCAAAAAAUCUAUGAAAUUUAUUUCACCACAUGUGAUGUUUCCGUACCGGCAGAUGGUUUCAAACCAAGUUUUGAAUUUGUUGUGAACGCUGCAUACAUAUCUAAUUUACUCACUCCCUUCGGAAAACAUUCUGGAGAUAUUACAUUGCGUCUAGGAAAACGAAUAAUUUUAACAACAUCUCAACAACAAUCGGCAUCACCACAACAAAACCCUCAACAAGGUGCUGAUGGAGGAAACCCACAAUCAGAUCUGGUACAGCCAUCCUUCACUCAAUAUUACAUCCAUAUGAGCUCAUACAAUGAGAGGAAUGUACCAGAAAAACUAAGCGGAGUUCAAACUAGAUUGGUUGUUGACACUGUAAAUUUAGAGUCCUUCCAUAUUAUAGACCAAAACAAUGAUGUUGAACAAAUUCAUGGAGAUGAAAGAGUGGUUAGACCGUCUCCUCCACUCUCAUCUAACCAAGCUGUCCUUAACACUGAAGCAGAAUUGUCUUUUAGCUUUAAGGACCUCAAAGCUUUAAUCAGUUUUUGUGAAGUUGCAGAAUACAACAUGAGUUUUGCACUAUCUCAUCUGAAACAACAGCCUGUAGUUAUUACUUCUUGCUCUCUCUCAAAGGACCUUCAAGUAACAUUGAUGAUGGCCACAAAUGAUGUAGAUGAUAAUAAUGAUUCAUCAACAACUGAGACGUCCAUAACUUCCGCCCCAACUAGGAAACCAAGUCAGCAACAAACAACAUCUAAUGAAAAUCAAAUGAUGGAUGACCAAGAAUUAAGUUCCUUCUCCACUCCUCCAAAGCAACAACAACCAAAAAGAAAGCGGGUUGACCUUGAAGAUAGUUCAAUACUUGAAUCGCGGUUGGCUACAUCAGUUGGAUCAUCUUCCAUCUCUUCUGGAAAAUCCUUACACAAUCGUUUUCUUAAUGAAGAUAUUGAGCCAGGUGUCAUGGACAACUCGUUUGGCUUGAAUGGCGUCAACGAAAGAUAUAUUGAACUUUUCCCCCAUUCCUCAUCCAGCCUUUCCACACCUCCAAAUCGUGGCCAAAACAGCGGAACAGGCAUGGAAGAUGAGGAAAAUGAAGUUAUUGCCCAAAGACACAUAUCAACUAAUGCAAGUAAUGAGUUUGGUGACGACGAUGAAGAAGAGGAAAUGGUCCAAGCUACUCCCUCACCUAAACGAAAAAAGUAA
Molecule: messenger RNA, 1524 nt
Organism: Naegleria lovaniensis
Lineage: Eukaryota; Heterolobosea; Eutetramitea; Acrasida; Naegleriidae
Exons: 1
Coding region: 1-1524 (507 amino acids)
Biological process (GO): cellular response to ionizing radiation; DNA repair; DNA replication checkpoint signaling
Cellular component (GO): checkpoint clamp complex
Source: RefSeq, a predicted model, not a curated record